Dromiciops gliroides (monito del monte) is the source of this 3109-nucleotide messenger RNA. It is a transcript of the gene CCNQ, whose product is annotated as cyclin Q. NCBI's taxonomy places the organism in Eukaryota, Metazoa, Chordata, Mammalia, Microbiotheria, Microbiotheriidae. Gene Ontology annotation, molecular function: cyclin-dependent protein serine/threonine kinase regulator activity. The transcript is spliced from 2 exons. The coding region runs from base 1014 to 1763 and encodes 249 amino acids. Gene Ontology annotation, biological process: regulation of transcription by RNA polymerase II. Gene Ontology annotation, cellular component: nucleus. The record is from RefSeq and is a predicted model, not a curated record.
GCCUUCCGACUCGCCGGCUCAGGAGGAACGGCUCCGGCCCUGCCUUUCUCCUCCUCCUCCUCCUCCUCCUCUUCUUCCAGUUCUCUAGGCUGCGGGGACCCUCCCGGUACCGACGCCGAGCUGUGCUUUCUACACGGCGAGAAACAACUUGAAGCAGCUUCAUCCUGACCUAUUCAGUGGAUACUGUUGAUGCUGAAGUUCACAAAUAUAGUUCCAGUCUACCUUCUUCUACCUAUACGAUUCUUCAGCCCAAUGUGUUGUCCAUCUGCAAUGUCUGUUCCAGGUAUAUGAACUGGUGUACCGAUUCAAUUGCCUGGCCAUCCAACAGCAUAUCACAUUCUCAACAACAAUAGGCAUCUUUUAUCCUUUUUUCCCCCUGUAUGGAAGUUCUAUAAUGUUCUGGGGCUUGACAUAAUCAAUACAGUAUUAUCCACAAACAGGAGCAUCAGGGGACCUCAUUGUCUGUAGGUUAUCAAUCCCACUUUUACUCUGUAUAGGACAUCUUCCAUGACACUGACAUGUACCUUUGGUGAACAUUCCUCUUGUGUUUUAUGCUUUGUUUGAUGUUAGUAACUGAAGUGUUACCAACAGUAUCUCUGGUUGCAUUCAUCAAGAAAUAUUGUAUUAUCUUAACAUACUUACAAGAGACUCCUCAUUGGAAAAGAGCUCUUAAGUGGUGUUGUUCUAAUCUGUGAAGUUAAAGGCUUCUUUAUUGUUAAAAGACACUAAAUACAGUGGAACCUUGUUUUCUCUGUACCUUUCAGGAAAUUGGGUAAAGAUGUAUGGUAUGCUGUAGGAAAUUUUUUAUGAAUGCUGACAGGUUCAUAGUUUUAAGGGUUCCCAUGAUACAUGUGUAGAUCAUUCCCGCAAGGACCUUAUAGCAGUAGUGUGUGCUUCUCCCUCUUUCAGUUCAUCUCACUUUGUCCUUCCUCGUGACUUGAACUGGAUUUUUGUUCAGCAUUGAAGGACCCAAGGGGCCAGGUAUACACUGGGGGGGGAGGGGGGGUGUAGCCAUGGAGUCUAGACAGAGGGAGAGCAGCACAGAGGGUGAAGAAAGAAGGAAAGAGGGACACCUAGCCUCAGAAGCCAAAGUCCAUUUCAGAGUGACACGGUUCAUCAUGGAAGCUGGUAUCAAGCUAGGGAUGCAAUCCAUUCCAAUUGCCACAGCCUGUACCAUUUACCAUAAAUUUUUCCGAGAGACCAAAUUAGAUGCAUAUGACCCUUACCUCAUAGCCAUGUCAGCCAUUUACUUGGCAGGUAAAGUAGAGGAGCAACACCUCAGGACAAGAGACAUCAUCAAUGUCUCUCACAGGUAUUUAAACCCUAAGAGUGAACCUUUGGAAUUGGACUCUUGGUUCUGGGAACUGAGGGACAGCAUUGUUCAGUGUGAAUUACUCAUGUUGAGAGUUUUGCAUUUCCGGGUCUCCUUCCAGCAUCCCCACAAAUAUCUGCUCCACUACCUUAUUUCUUUAAAGAAUUGGAUGAACCGUCAUAGCUGGGAGAGGACUCCCAUUUCCCUGGCAGCCUGGGCACUGCUGCGGGACAGCUAUCAUGGAGCAUUGUGCCUUCAGUAUCCGGCCCAGCACAUAGCUGUAGCAGUGCUCUAUCUUGCCUUGCAGUGCUACGGAGUGGAGGUGCCUGCUGAUUCUGAGGCAGAAAAACCAUGGUGGCAGGUUUUUAGUGAAGACCUUACCAAGCCAGUCAUUGACAAUAUUGUGUCUGACCUGAUUCAGAUUUACACAGUGGACACUGAAAUCCCUUAAUUGCUGUAAGGUCAUCCAAGGAGAAGGGGACGUUUGCUUUGUCUGAGGGCUGGAUCUGACCCACUAAAAUGGGUGCCAGCUUCAAAACAUUAAUUUCAAGAUUGGUCACAGGGAGCAGCUUUGCAUUAGCAAAGGGGGAAGAACUAAACUUGGGUUCCUUUCUGGUUUCUCUUUGGUAUUUAUAUGGUGGCACAACGAAUGGGUGAUAAUAGGCAAUCCCCCUGAGCAGGUUUGAAGCUCAUUGUGUUUGGAUACAAAUAAGACCAUGUUUGGGACAGCUAGGUGGCGCAGUAGAUAAAGCAUCAGCCCUGGAUUCAGGGGACCUGAAUUUAAAUCCAGCUUCAGACACUUGACACUAGCUGUGUGACCCUGGGCGAGUCACUUAACCCUCAUUGCCCCACAAAAAAAAGAAGAAAAAGUCCAUGUUGAAUGUACUGUGUUUGAUUGCCUUUUGCACCUUAGGAAUUUUUUGAAGAUGAACUUUUUGAAUUUGGUGCAGACUGCAUUUAGGCAUCUCUUCAUUAAAACAAAAGCCAAAACAGAAUACUUGAUUGUACUCUUUGGGAUAGCUUUGCAAGCCAUACAUAUGCUUAACCUUCUAACAUAAGUGAACAGUAUUUUAUUUUACAUGAUUAAAUCCAAACAAAAUUUUUUUUUUUUUGUAAAGCUGUGAAAAUAGGCAAUAAGAGCUUUCAAUGUUCUGUGGACCACAUUGGAGAUAGUGGCUAAUAUUAGCCUUAAUUUUUUUUUCCAUUUUGUUUUAUCUUCCUCUCCCUAAAAUACAUUCUAAAAUAUGAUCAUCUUUUCAACACAAAUGUUCUUCCAGGAAUCUUACAUGUUCAAAGUUUUGGAAUGUCUUGAUCUCUAAAGAAUCAAAGUUUUCCAGUAAACUCCGAGGCAAAUGAGAGCUAGGUAAUGGGCAAAAGUAUGCCUAUUUCCACCAAUGACCUGUGUGCAAGAAAUAGUGUUAAAAAGGAAAACUAUGAUGAAGCAGUCAUUUAGCAAGCAUUGGGGAGUAACAGAAAGAGCAUAAAUGAUGAACUGGUGCCCAAAAAAUAUAAAUGCUGAGAAAGGCCUAUAGCACACUAGGUAGCUAUGUGAAGAAUCUCUGAGAGACCAGGAAAAAGAAUCAUAUAGGAAGAAACAAUAGAGAUGGGUUCUAUCAACACCAAUAGAGGGAGUGCCCUCUCAGAUGAGAUCAUGGAUUGACAAAUGUUGGAAGAAUAACAAAACACUUUUAUAGUUAAGGAGCCAGGGCCACAUUGCCAACAGUUGGCCAAAAGAAACAGCUCCGCUUGAGAUUUUCACUUAUGUCAUUUCCAAAACAAAUUUGUUUAUAUAUUAAG